This is a messenger RNA of Penicillium olsonii, 495 nucleotides long. NCBI's taxonomy places the organism in Eukaryota, Fungi, Ascomycota, Eurotiomycetes, Eurotiales, Aspergillaceae. The record is from the annotation of a GenBank genome assembly.
AUGGCAUCCAAACCCCAAGUGGACCGAAUCACCAAUCGACUCGCUCUAUACCAACAUCAGAUCUCUCCGCAUUCCAGCCAACACACCAUGGCUGCCCGCGACCCCAUCACCUGCCACUGUCUCAACACCCUAUCAGGCACCCCAGCCGCCAACCUCCCAGUAACCCUGACCCUGCUCUCUGGGCCCAGCGGCGCCUCCUUCCGCGCAACCACCAAUGCCGACGGCCGCGUCGCGAACUGGACCCCCGUCGGCACCGAUGAGACAGUCCCUGCCAUCCUCGCCGGUCUAGAAACGGCAAACACCAAGACAAACUGGUCGGUGCGCUUUGAGGUCGGCCCCUGGUACGAGGCCCAGGGCAUCGAGAGCUUCUGGCCCGAGGUCGAGGUCAAGUUCACCGUCAAGGGUCGUGGGCGAGAGGGCGAGGAGGGUUGGCGCCACUACCAUGUGCCUGUCUUGCUGGGUCCUUGGAAUUAUUCCACCUAUCGGGGUUCGUGA